This is a messenger RNA of Fusarium verticillioides 7600, 1226 nucleotides long. RefSeq lists its product as hypothetical. Gene Ontology annotation, molecular function: structural constituent of cell wall. The record is from RefSeq and is a predicted model, not a curated record. Gene Ontology annotation, cellular component: fungal-type cell wall. Lineage: Eukaryota; Fungi; Ascomycota; Sordariomycetes; Hypocreales; Nectriaceae. The coding region runs from base 480 to 860 and encodes 126 amino acids. The transcript has 2 exons.
CUUUCCCCCCAAGGGUUGCUCAACAGCCAAGAGAUUGUUGGCUCAUCCAACCCCUUUCAUACCACUAUGCGAUGCUUUGUGCUCACACCAAAUCUCAGGGAGGGAGCCAGGUGGUCUGGAUAUCAAAACAAGUAAAUGAUCCCAGAACCACUAGCUUAACUUUCCUGAGAAUGUGUCUCAGCGACAGAUGAGUAGCAGUACGAUGCCGAUCCCGAAGAGAAUGACAAACUAUUCCGGGCAUCAAAGAAAUGAGGGAGGUUGCACUAACGCGUUCCUGCAUAGCCGACUCCCUUGAGCCAAAAUCGACUGUAAUUCAGAUAUAAAGAGUACAAUGUAACCCCCCCAAACCAAAAUCUUUCUUCAUCAGCAUCUCUCAGCCUUCGUUCAAGUUUCAUUUACUACUUCCCAUCCAAUCACCCCACAAACCCACAAAGCCCUUCUUUAGAAUCUUCUGUCUUCGACAACCCCAAUACUUCAAGAUGCAGUACAUGACCAUCGUCGCUUUCCUCGCCGCCACCGUGGCCGCCGGUCCCCAGAUCAGGGCUUACCCUUCCAUUGAUCAGAUCACCGUCGCCCAGGCCAACAAUGCUUGCGGAAACAACAUGCAGGUCACCUGCUGCAACAAGGUCACCAACACUCCUGCCGGCAACGCUGUUGGCAACGGUGCUGGUAUCCUCAACAACCUGAGCCUGUUUGAUCAGUGCUCCAAGCUUGAUGUCAAUGUUCUGGCUAUUGCUAAUGGCCUCCUUAACAAGGAAUGCCAGGCAAACGCCGCCUGCUGUCAGAACAGCGGCGGAAGCGCCAACGGUGGUCUUGUCAACGUCGCCCUUCCUUGCAUUGCUCUCAGCAGCCUUAUCUGAGCGCUUCUGACCAUCACGCAUGGCCCCAGAGUUUGGAGUCCUUCGGUAUCUUUACAUUGGGUUACAUUCAUGCCAGUUUGGCGGCUCACAGUCUUUGUCUUCGUGUUCUUGGGCGACCGUCAAGUUCCAUUGCCUGAGUUGUGUAUUUGUUAUUGUUUUGUGGGGUAGUUGGGGGUGAGAAAAUGUGCUGUUGAUGGUAUGCAUCUCACGACAGGCCUCAUGGGUCUGCCAGGUGUAAUUCAAUCAUCGGCAAGGGCCAUAAUUUAGAAUUAGCACUCAAUCAUAUCAUUUCGCGGCAUUCAAAACAUCAUUGUCAUAUGUGAUUAGCCGGUCUCUUCAUUUGUCACAAUCAAGCACCACGACCAG